This is a messenger RNA of Seminavis robusta, 294 nucleotides long. Lineage: Eukaryota; Bacillariophyta; Bacillariophyceae; Naviculales; Naviculaceae. The record is from the annotation of a GenBank genome assembly.
AUGGGAGUGCAAGACGUCAAGACCAUCCAAAAGGCUGCUGCAGAGGCAUUCUUGCAGUAUCGACUGGAGGAAAUGGACGCCAAACUGGACGCCAUUGGACAACAGCUGGAAGGCAUGGAUCAAACCUUACAAUCUCAGUGGGAGAGAGUGGAAGCACAUGGUCGAGACCUGGAGACCGUCCAAGCUCACGUGCAAGAAUUGCAAGUCAAGAUGCAACGGCACGCGCAAGCCGCCAAAAAGUACAGAGUCCCUCGAAAGAACAAUGUGGCGUCCGAGUCGGAGGAGGCCUCAUGA